CCCAACAUAAGAAGAAACAGAUUUAUGGGCGGACUCGCUAAAAUAUACCCCAGAAAAAGAGAGCAACUUCUCUACACUUUUUGUCAUAAUUUUUCAAUUGUUUCAAAAUCUGAAAUGCAAGCUGCUCUUCAAACUAGAUCAGUAUUCUUAAAAUACUACUCUUGUCAAAACAUUCUCAUAAUAAGCCGUUCCUUCCAAUCUAGUUCAGAAUCGUACGCUAAUUACAUCGACAAAUGUGGUCGUGAUCGAGCAUUAAGUUCUGGCCAAAGACUGCAUGCUUACCUUAUAACUACAAAUGGCCUUAAUUCUUUUCACCUGGCUUCCAAGUUCAUUUCAUUUUAUGCACAAUGUGGAAGAUUUUCCGAUGCGCGGAAGGUGUUUGAUAAAAUUCCUAAGACAAGUGUUCGCAGAUGGGUCGUACUGGUGGGAGCCUAUUCUCACCAAGGCUGUUAUCAAGAGAUUUUAGAUGUCUUUUUGGAAAUGCAGCAACAGGGAUUCCAACUAAACCAAUUCGUUCUGCCCAGUGUUCUUAAAGCUUGUGCACAUCUUUCUGAUAUUCCAACUGGGAAGAAGAUACACUGCGUAGUUCUUCGUUCUGCAUUGUUUGAUUGUGAUUCAUUCAUUAGUUGUUCAUUGAUUUACAUGUACUCGAAAUGUGGUCCUUUGGAAUAUGCAAGAAAUGUUUUCGACAGAAUGGUUGAGAAAGAUCCUGUUGCUUUAAACUCGAUGGUUUCAGGUUACACGCAACAUGGGUUUGCACAAGAAGCAUUUCAUUUGGUUGAGGAUAUGAAGAUAAUAGGACUCCAACCCAAUUUGAUAACAUGGAAUGCGUUAAUUGCUGGUUUUUCUAAGGUGGGUGAUCCAGAAAUGGCUUUGGAAACCUUUAGAAGUAUGAGGGCACAUGGGAUUCAACCUGACACUGUUUCUUGGACGUCAGUUAUAUCUGGGUUUGUUCAAAAUUUUCAAAGUGUUGAAGCUUUUGAUACAUUUAAACAGAUGCUGAGUUCAGGUGUCAGGCCUAGUUCCUUCACAAUCAGUGGUCUAUUACCUGCAUGUGCGAUAAUGGCAGAUUCAAGAUAUGGGAAAGAAAUUCAUGGGUAUGCAUUAGUAAAUGGAGUUGAGGAGGAUAUAUUUGUAAGCAGUGCUCUUGUCGACAUGUACUCAAAGUGUGGAUUCAUAUUGGAAGCUGAGAAGCUGUUUAUUAAGAUGCGUCAAAAGAACACAGUUACUUGGAACUCAAUGAUUUUUGGUUACUCAAAUCAUGGAUAUUGUAAUGAAGCACUUCAUCUUUUCAAUCAAAUGUUGAAACAGGAGGAAGUAAAACCAGAUCACUUAACUUUUACAGCAGCUCUUACAGCUUGUAGUCAUGCAAGACUGGUCGAAUACGGACAAAAUCUGUUUCAACUGAUGCAAGAAGAAUACAAAAUUGAACCAAGGAUAGAACACUAUGCAUGCCUGGUGGAUGUUCUGGGUCGAGCUGGUGAGAUUUUCGAGGCUUACGAUUUUAUUAAGAAAAUGCCGGUGAAACCUGAUGUGUAUGUUUGGGGGGCGUUUUUAGCAGCAUGUAGGAAUCACGGCAAUAUUGAACUUGCAGAAACUGCAGCUAAGCAACUGAAUGAACUUGAGCCUGAAAAUGCUGGAAAUAGCUUGUUGUUGUCGAAUUUAUAUUCAGAGGCUGGCAACUGGAGAAAUGCCGAGAGAAUGAAGAAGAUGAUGAAGAAGAAGAAGUUAACAAAUCUUGGAUGCAGUUGGAUAUAGAAAAUUCAAAAUUCGGAGAAGUUAAAUUUUGAGGUGUUAACUUUGGACUUCAGUGACUAAUAUUUCAUCAGUUUAUAGACAAUCAAACAUGGAGUCAGACGAAUGAAGUACGUUUAACGAACAUAAAUAUAAAAGAGUUGUAAAAAGUGAAGUAAAUGUAAGUCGGAUCAUGGAGUACUUAAUUCCAUAACGAAACGGGUACUUCAAUAUUUGUGUCAGGCACCUGAUCAAAAGGCUAUCUUCUUCCGAAUCGAGUUUCAAAAUCAAAUGUAAUACCAGGCGUAUCUCUUUGUUGAUCCUUUGAUAAGUUAUAAUGAUGAAACUUGUAU
This is a messenger RNA of Papaver somniferum (opium poppy), 2087 nucleotides long. Its product is annotated as pentatricopeptide repeat-containing protein At5g59600-like. The record is from RefSeq and is a predicted model, not a curated record. Bases 25 to 1758 code for a protein of 577 amino acids. Gene Ontology annotation, molecular function: RNA binding; protein binding. Gene Ontology annotation, biological process: RNA modification. Lineage: Eukaryota; Viridiplantae; Streptophyta; Magnoliopsida; Ranunculales; Papaveraceae. The transcript has 2 exons.